This is a messenger RNA of Nymphalis io (European peacock), 1947 nucleotides long. RefSeq names its product lethal(2)neighbour of Tid protein (gene Alg3). Gene Ontology annotation, molecular function: dol-P-Man:Man(5)GlcNAc(2)-PP-Dol alpha-1,3-mannosyltransferase activity. The record is from RefSeq and is a predicted model, not a curated record. The transcript has a single exon. Bases 251 to 1726 code for a protein of 491 amino acids. Gene Ontology annotation, cellular component: endoplasmic reticulum. Lineage: Eukaryota; Metazoa; Arthropoda; Insecta; Lepidoptera; Nymphalidae.
UUCUCUUUGACUUGAGACAUUGACGUAGUUGUCAAAGCUUUAAUUUUAAAUUAUCUUAUAAGAGUUACAAGUUAGAAUAGAAAAUAAUCACGCAGCUGUUAGUUUAAAAAAUGCGGCUGUGUCUGGGUUUGGUGACCUAAUCCUGAAAUAGAAAUAGCUUUCAAUAAUCGGCAUCAAAAUUUUCAAAGCAAUAGUUUGUUUUAAAAGAGCAAAGGCUUAAGACACUCUUUUCGUUGGAGAAUCGUACAAAAUGGGCAGCCGAAUUAGAUUACAAGAGAGUAACCAUGAAAAAAUGUUUUCAUGGAAUUAUUUAAAAGGAUUAGUGGUGAAUCCGGCUCAACUCCCUUUUAUGGCUUUUCUUAUAAUAGUUGCCGAGUUUAUCCUCAAUGUAUUGAUAGUAGAAAAAGUGCCGUAUACAGAAAUAGAUUGGAAAGCGUAUAUGCAAGAGUGCGAAGGAUUUUUAAAUGGAACACUUGAUUACAGCAAACUUCGAGGAGAUACUGGACCUUUAGUAUAUCCAGCAGGUUUCGUGUAUAUAUAUUCUAUAUUUUAUUUUCUUACAAAUAAAGGUCAAAAUAUAAAAUUAGCCCAACACCUUUUUAUUAUGGUCUAUCUUUUAUUACUAAGUUUUGUUCUUAGAAUUUAUAUUAAAACUAAAAAGGUGCCUCCAUAUGUUCUUGUUAUUACAAUAUUAACUUCAUAUAGAAUCCAUUCUAUUCACAUUCUACGUAUGUUUAAUGAUCCAGUGGCUGUUCUUUUCCUAUACAUAUCUAUGAAUUUCUUUCUUGAUUCAAAAUGGUACUUGGGUAGUAUUUUUUACAGUUUAGCAGUUUCAAUAAAGAUGAACAUUCUUUUGUAUGCUCCUGCUUUAUUUUUCUUUUAUUUAGUUAAUCUUGGACUUAAGCAUACCAUUAUACAAUUAUUUGUAUGUGGUAUAAUACAAUUAGCAUUAGGAUUGCCAUUCUUAAUAGUGAAUCCAAUGGCAUAUAUCAAAGGUAGUUUUGACUUGGGCCGAGUAUUUAAUCACACGUGGACAGUUAACUAUAGAUUUUUAGACACUAAAUUAUUUGAAAGUGUCUAUUUUCAUCUGACAUUGUUGUCUGUACAUAUUAUGCUUUUGAUAAUAUGUGUGCCCAUGUGUAUUAAAUACUUUCAAAGUUAUUGCCGUUUGAAAUUUGUACAAAAACAAGUACAACCGCAAAUAGAGGCAAAGAAUAAGGAAAGAAGGUCUAAGUUGAAAAAAGACAUUAAAAUGAAAAUAAAUUCAAAUAUUGAUAAAGAAGAAAAACUUUCUAAGGAACAAGAACAAUUUAUUAAUUCUUUUGAAAUGAUGCUACAAAAGUCUUCACAAAAAAGUGGCGAUAAGAUAUCUAAGAAGAUUGUUAAUAAUGAGAAUGAUAUGGCUUACAGUAUAAACUUUGACAUUUUGUCACAAUUGUUUGUCCUUCCGAUGUUUCUAGUUAAUUUUAUAGGCAUUGUAUGUGCUCGUAGUUUACAUUAUCAAUUUUAUUCAUGGUAUUUCCAUACCUUACCAUAUUUAUUAUGGUCUACUAAUUACACUAUAAUUAUCAGAUUUUUAAUAUUAGCUCUAAUAGAAUUUUGUUGGAACACUUAUCCAAGUACUGAUAUAACUAGUGCAAUGUUACAUAUAUGUCAUAUUAGUAUAUUAUAUGGAGUUUGUAAAAAAAUGUCUGCAGAAUUAAAAAUAGCAUCUAAGAUAAAAUGACAGUGUCAAUUGUAUACAUUAUAUAUGAAAGGUAAAUAAUAUUUACCAAUAAACAAUGUUGAAUUUGUGUUUAUUUAUUGUAUUCUUUUUUAUGUAUAUUUGGAAUAGUUAAUAAAGCUAAUUAGGAAAUUAAUAAUCUGUAAUCUAUAUCAACUCUUUUCUAAUUAUAAAUUAGUAAUUUUUUGCAUCAUUGCUUCCCUUUCAGUGUAUAGCUAUAUUGU